This is a messenger RNA of Mesorhabditis spiculigera, 1041 nucleotides long. The record is from the annotation of a GenBank genome assembly. NCBI's taxonomy places the organism in Eukaryota, Metazoa, Nematoda, Chromadorea, Rhabditida, Rhabditidae.
AUGAGUGCAUUCCUCUUCCAAUGCCUGCCCGUGUUCGUCUCGAUUACUUGGGUGGUGUUGGGCGGAUCGUUGUGUGCGAAGAAAGGUAUCCCAAAGAGUGCCCGCUCUUCAUCAUCAUCCAAAAAGACCGCAUCCUCGCAGUCGAUCAAGACGCCGGGGAGUACGAGCGGUCGUCAAGCCGUUCCACGGGCUGUCAGCCCGGAUCGGCGCCUAGUCCAGCAGAACAAGAACGAUGAGAAACACGCGACGAGGGGAUCUCGCGAAUUGGCGCCGGCGAAGGUGGGCUCAAAGGAGACGAGCCAGCAGAAGAACACUCACCCAACAGCCAUCCCUAUCGAGGCACAGAAGAAGACAUCCGUCAUCGAGAAGGCACCCGAAGUGGUCGUGAUCCCGAAAAAGGGGCCGAAAAAGCAGGACUCGAUCAAGGAAAAGACGGCCCCGCCUCCGAAGUCGAUCAUCGAGGCGAGGACGGCCAAGCCGAUCGAGAUACAAAAGCAGGAGAAGCCUCAGCCAAAGCCGCAGCCAAAACAACCAGCCAAGCAACAACCACCAGACGUCAAGAAUCUGAACUUGCCGAGGAACAAGAUGCAAGCGAUCAUCGACGGAAUGAAGCACGAUGAAGAGGCCUAUCCGACAAUGUCUGAUGUGAUGAGUGAUUGGCAGGAGAAGGAAGGGAAGCCGGGUGAUAAGCAGCCGGCGAAGCGGCCCGAACCAGCCGUCGACAAGGUUGUCAAGAAUACGGAGAAGGAGAAAGAAAUCCAAGCCGGCACCCGUCACGACCAGGCUGCCUACCCGACGAUGGAUGAUGUGAGAUCGGAUUGGAAUGAAGCCCCCGCUGCCGAUACCUCGACGGCCCCGCCACCCAACAAAGACGAAAAGAACAAAGAUGAAAGCGCUAGCACCAAAAAUGACCCGGAUACGGUGAAGGAUUCGUUGUGCCUGAAUCGUGAAGACGUCCUCAAGCAGGUUCUCAAGGAAAAGGAGGAGGCCGGGCUGAACGAACAUCCCAGUGGGAUCAGCAAUCUCGACAUGUCGGCCGUC